This is a messenger RNA of Limulus polyphemus (Atlantic horseshoe crab), 4116 nucleotides long. It is a transcript of the gene REPTOR-BP, whose product is annotated as cAMP-responsive element-binding protein-like 2. The record is from RefSeq and is a predicted model, not a curated record. Gene Ontology annotation, molecular function: DNA-binding transcription factor activity. Gene Ontology annotation, biological process: regulation of DNA-templated transcription. Gene Ontology annotation, cellular component: nucleus. Lineage: Eukaryota; Metazoa; Arthropoda; Merostomata; Xiphosura; Limulidae. Bases 104 to 490 code for a protein of 128 amino acids. The transcript is spliced from 3 exons.
AUGACACUAGUCUUCUGUUUGUAAACAUAUACACGUUGGAAAGAUAUUGCUCAAUAUCCAUCAUGCUGAAGACUACGUUAAUAUAGCUUAUAAGACCUUCAAAAUGCAGUCGAGAGAAGAACUUCUUUUGAAUCAUGAAAAGAAAAGAAAGUUUAAAAGUGAAGAAGAAGAAAGUACAGAAAAAACAAAGAAAGAACGAAAGAGUGUUCGCAAUAUUGCUAAAGUAGACAUGAAGGUAAAACUUGAAAGAAGUCGACAGAGUGCAAAAGAAUGCAGAGCACGAAAGAAAUUACGUUAUCAGUACCUGGAAGAAUUAGUUGCUAAAAGAGAACAAGCAGUAUUCAUGUUAAGGAAAGAGUUGGAAAUGUACAGGGACUGGUGUAAGGCUUUGGAUCAAGGUCAGGUACCACCUGAAGCUUUAAAGAUGCUAACGGAAGAGGUUGAAACUAAAAGCAUUGAGUGUAGAAAGGAUGUUGCAAAAGAAACUUGAACUAGUUACUUAUUUUCCAUACAUCUAGUUAUGUUCAAGUUAGUUAAAACAUACUAUGUGUACUAGAUAUAAUAAAUAAUGAAAAUCAAUUUCGGUACAGCAUACACAUGAAGAAAAAGCAGUUAGCAAAAAAAUUUUGACAUUUAGAAAAAUAUACAUUUCAAAGAAUCAACUCAAAAAUAGGUCAGUUCAAGAAUAAGUGUAAUUAAUUAUUAUAAAACUUCAAAUUAAGAACUUAUCAAGGCUAAAGUUAGAUUACAGAAAUGUAUUAGAAAAUAAAACACAAAACAGAUAGGUGAUAACUUUUUCACAAUUUCUGUAGACAGAACUUAAAGAGUCACUUAAGUGAGUUUGGGAUAGGAAAGCAACUUAACCCGAGUGUUUUGGGUAUAUAUAUAUAUGUGUGUGUCUAACAAGGUAAUAAGUGAAGUGUUCUGCAAUUUUAAUAGUUAUUUUUGUUUUUUAGCUAUUUCAUUACUAUAUUAUAAUGUAUAAUUUUUAUUUUAUCUGUAAUAUCUUGAAAACCUGCUUCCAGUAUUGUCUUUGUUGACUAUUUUUAUUGUUAUAUGUCAAACCAAGCUCUUGUACAUAUAGUUUUUAUGAAAAAAAUAGAAAACCUAUUGUACAAAUAUGCUGAAUAAUUAUCAAAAAGCUUUUAACAUGUACCAGGUUAAGGCAUAUUGAUUUUACACUGAUGAAAUGUUUAAAUACUGUACAUACAUAUAUAUAUAUAUGUGUGUUUUGAUAGUUCUAUAAUGAAUCAUUUCUAGAAGUACCUAAGACUUCAGCUUUGACUGGAAAUUGUUACCAUUAAUAUAUUUUUACAUAGAGGUUUUACAAAAUUUAGGUACACUAAGGAUGAGUUUAAGUGGAAAAGGUACUUAGUGACGUUUUGAAUAAUAAAGUUCACUGUGUUUGUAUAGUUUAUUUAAAUUUUUUUAGGUGAUAAUUUAUUUUUAAAAUUUUUGUAUCUUGGGGAAAAAAAAUUAAACUAAUUACUUUAAUAACUCGACAUGUUUUUUUUUUCCCAACAAUUGUAGUAGUUUUGUUAUAUCGGUCCCAUUUAAACCACCAGAGUAUAAUGAAAAUUAUUCUUCAUUUCGGUAUUCUUUAUUUGUUCUCCUCCAUUUUUAGCAAUCUAUAUCAGGUGUUUGUUGGCCACUUCAAAGAUGGUCUGCAUUCUAAUUAUUACUUAUGUAACCCUUUUUGAUUUUCAUAUUCCUUGCAUUUAAAAUAUCUUGUCCUUACCAUUUAUUAGAUGAAUGUUUGUUUUUAUACAGUUCACUGGGGACAUUUAUAUAGAAUUAUGUUAAAGAGAUAUUCAUUUCUCCUCAAAUCUUCGACCUACUAUUGAUCAGUGUUUUAUUUAAUUUUUCUGCUUCGUUUGUUAAAUGUGGGGGAUACCAUUACUGUUUUUGCUUAAUUUACUUUUACAGCUUCAUAAAUUCCAUUAAUUAAUUUCGAUGAGUUAUUUAACAACCUUUAAGUAUUCAUAUCUUGUAAUUUGAACAGUUACACUUUUUUCUUGUAUAAGAAUUAGGCAAAAACAGCCUAGAACACCCUCAGAAACCAACUUGAAAGAUUUGCAUUUUCUACAAGAGGGCAUUCCAUAGAUAGUCUGUUUUACACCAGAUUUAUACAAAUUUUUGUUUCUGUUUACUCUUAGUAUUAAAAUAUUAUAAAAGUAAAUAUAUGAUGGAGUUUUUUAAUCUUUAUAACCAUUAAGGUAAUAUGCAAAAAUGUUAUACCAUGUGCAUGUAGUUUUUUUUUCUUGUUUCAUUUUUGAGCAUUUCACUUCAGCUUUGGAUUUGUUUUGAUUCAUUUGUAACAGGACUUCAUAGGUAGCAUAACUAAGAGUAUUUCUGUUAAAUAUAUGCAGUUUACUGAAAUCUGGGAAAUUCAUAGUUUUAACUUAGUGGUCUGACCUAUACUGUUCCACAUACAUACUAUUACUUUGUUUUAACAUGGAAUACAACAUGAUACAGUAUAUGAUUUUCAUGCAGCAAGAAAUGUAAUUAAAACUAUACAUUAGAAAUAUAGCAAAUAAGCCAGAUCUGUUCAUGUGUCACUUUUUCUUUCUUUUUCACUUCACAAAGUGCAGUUAAAUGGCAUAUGAUGUAUUACUCUUUACAGUUUCAUUCUGUACUUGUUAUUACAAAUACAAAACUUUACUGUUGUUCAAGCUUUUGCCAGAGGAUAAACCUGCACAAUUUGUAAAAAAUGGUAGCAUAAACUGCGUGAUUUUUUAAAUAUGUAAAUAUAAACUUGUAAUUCAAACCAAUAAAACUAUUUCAGAUUUUAAAGGACAACUUACUCCUAGGAUUGUUUAUUUGUUCAGUAGACUGAUGAAGGAUUCUUAAAAAGAUAAACUAAUAUACUAAUAAUAAUAAACUAAUAAGGUGUUAACUUAUUUAAACCAACAGUAGUUGGAAUUAUGAGAUCUGUAUCGACGUGUUUACAGAAUACGUACAGGAUAUAACAUUAUAAAGCGAGUACUAAUAAUUAUUGAAAGUUUUUGUUGAUUUUCUUCAUUUGAGCAGCUACUUUAUGUACAAUAAUGUUAUAAUUUGAAUUUUUAUGAGAGUUUCUAUGUACUAUUUUACAUUGAUUUACAAUAGUUUGCUGUAGGGUAAAUAAGAUUUUUUAUAAGAGUGGUGGACUUGAAGCUGUAAAUAUAAGAACUGUUAUUUAUGACAUACAAGUACUGUGUAGUUGUAAAAGUUAUGCUUCAUGAUUUUCUGAAAAUCAUAUACCUGUAAAUAAUAAUGAAAGUUAAUACUAAAUUUAUAAAAAUGUUCACCAGUUGUAGGAUUUGGACAAAUAUACAAACACACAAAUGGUUAUGUUCAGUUGAUAACUAGAUAAGAUAUUUUUAGAGCUUAGCUUAUUUAGUAUGGAUUAAGAACUAUGAAAAAUACAAGUAAUCAGGAAACUUGUAAUAAACAGAAUCUUAAAUACUUGUUACAUGUGUAGAAGUGGAUUUUAUAAAACUCAGUCCAUGUGAUAUAAGGGACAACUACAAAAAUAAUAGUUGAUAUAUAUAUAUUCUUAUUUAGAGAGUCUUUUAUUUAAAGCAGCCAUUUACUUUCUAUCUUUAAAUCAUACAGGGUUAAACCCUAGCCUUCAUCAUAUGUCUGAUAAUUCUUAAUUUUUAAUAUCUGUUCUUUUUGUGCUCUUUUGUGCAAUAAAUUAUCAAUACAGAAAAUUAUUUGCAGUUAAGCAAAAUAAGAGCUACAUUUUGAUAAAAAAUUUCAAAUACAGUAUAUAUGUGAGUGGAUUUAUAUUUGUUUUUAAAUGUCUGAAGUAUUUCUGAAACUAUGUUUUUAAGAUUUUCUCAUGUAACAAUAAAUUUGUGUAUUUUAUUUUGUGUAUGGUUAGAGCUGAUAAUGUAUAGCAAUAUUUAAUCAGUAAUUUGAAGUAAAUAUACGUCAGCAUAAUGAAGACUAUGAAAAAUUAACAAAUUUUGAUUUUUGUGGUUUACCUAAACAUUAAUACCACUGUUAAUGAUAUAAAAGUGUAUUGCUGUUAUUUGUGUACGUGUGUUUACUUAAACAGUUGUUUCUGGACAACUGAUUCUUAGCACUAUAAAUGUAAUAGUAAUUAUAAUAAACCAGACAUCAAAGUAA